UGCACGGCCCCCGUGUCUGAGAGAACCCGUCCGCUGCUCGUCGGAGCAUUCUCUAUUUUUCUCUGUUUAUAUACCUCGAGCUGUUGCGUUCGUAUCCCGUGUGUAUACCGGGAAUCUGAUAAGUGCCUUCAGACGACAGCUCCGCGAAGAGACUUUUUCAUUUAAGGGAAUUGGAACGUUCGCGGUCAGACGACGCCGAUCAGUAACCCUGUCAUCGAAUCACUGUGAAACACUGGAUCAGAGAAAUGGCGCGACAGCAGACGGCGGACCGGAACAUCCCCCAUUUAAGGGACAUCUUUGGUUUCGGGAGCAAAUGGGAGAACACCCGUCUGCAAGCGGAGGAGAAGGCCGCUGGUCACGACAGUGCCGUCUCCGUCGGCUCGACUUCCGGCGAGGAAGAGAGCCCGAAGAACAGCAAGAAGAAAAAGUCCCGUCGCCGUGAUAACAGUAAAACAUUGACUGAGAGCGACGUGAAACAUUUAGAGAGACAUUUGUCCAUGAAGAAGACUAUUCGGAAGAAGAUCAUGCGGGAUCUUCAGCAGGCAUUUGUCGAGGACCCGAAUGAAUUUCGUGUGGACGACAUACCGCCCGAGCAGCUCAAGGCGGAGAUCAAUAUUCAGAGCCUCAGCUUUGGGACACCGUCGCAGAAGCAGGGACGCACGCGUGGCAACGCCGAGAACACGUUCCUCGACAUGCUACGUGCUGGAGGUUUAGAGAAGAACGUGGUAGACGGUGACAGAGACUCUGGCCACGGUGGUUCGCCGAUUAGGGAGACACCGAGUGCCCAAGAUACGGAUGAGGAGUCCAGCUACCCCUUCGACACACCGGUUGCAACGCCGUCGAAGAAGAGUGGCAACUUCUGGAGACGUUUCACCAUGAAGAACCGUAAUAAACGGUAAACCGCCUGGCCGACGAAACAUACAUCUCCACGCGUCCUGAUAAUUUUUAUUCCCGUUUCCGUGAACUGUACCAACUUAGUUAUUCGA
Messenger RNA from Dufourea novaeangliae, 986 nucleotides. RefSeq lists its product as uncharacterized. The transcript has 3 exons. Bases 246 to 899 code for a protein of 217 amino acids. Lineage: Eukaryota; Metazoa; Arthropoda; Insecta; Hymenoptera; Halictidae. The record is from RefSeq and is a predicted model, not a curated record.